AUGGCUCAUCAUGGCCAUUGGCGCGACUCUCGGACCAGCAGGCUACUUAGAGCGAAGCGCCGCUUAGAAGUGCUGGAGGAAGCUGCGAAAGACGACAAUGGCCCAUCGAGUAUUUUAAUAAGUGGGGGAGAAAUUGAAAAUGAGCCUUUGGCGUCCCCGGAGGAUAUCAUUCUCCCCGAAUAUCCCGAGGAAACAAGUCUGUUGAAACGACAAGAAGCCACCCAGACCCAGAGUGUGGUCGUAGAAACGGUUUUGCAAGUGGUGGACACAAACUCUCAUACUCUCUGGCAAUCCGCCGGGGUUGAUUUCCCAUUGACGCUUUCGGACUCUGCCUUUGGUGCCGUCACCCUCUCAGCCGGUGAAACUGCAUUUGCAUCGGAGGCUGCGUUGCUCGUUACAUCACCAACAGCUCUGCCCAUCGCUCAACAAACAAAUUCAACGACCCCAGCGUCCGAGACUGUACCACAUACAAGCAGGCCGACUGUGGCUGUUUCUUCGCCAAAGACUUCUUCCGCUAUCAGCUCUACGCCAACAUCCUCAAUACCUCUCGUUUCGACAUCAUCCAAUUCUACAUCUUCGUCUACUGCAUUCGCCCAUGGUGAGAGCAUUUACUCUACGUCAUCCGCCGUUUCCUCCACAACAUCUUCCAGCAGCUCGAGCACGUCGUCAACUUCAUCUACUUGGUACGGAGGCUAUGGUCAGACUGUUGGUGGCACCAGUAGCGGGUCAUCACCAACAAGCACCAACUCAGAAUCUUCGUCAGGGUCAGACACAGGCUCUGACACGACAACAGGAAAAAUUAUUGGCGGUGUUGUUGGCAGUGUUGCCGGUGUUGCUCUACUUCUGUUGCUUAUUCUUUUCCUGUUCCGCCGACGGAGCCUCCAACAAAAGGGCACGCAGGCCCUGCCAUCAUCAGAUUCUGGUGUACGGGAAGUAGCUGAACGACGAACAAGCAAAGACCCUCUCUUUGGCGCGUCAUAUCUUGCACCCGCCUUCGUGAAGCGCUGGCGCCAGUCCACAAUGAGUACCAAAACGGAGAGUACCGUCUCCUCCACUCCAAGUGAGCGGGGCUUUCAAAAGAUAUCUGGACGCAAAAUCGCUCCCGUUCUCACCCAUGGAGGUGAUGGUUUCGGUGGUGCAUCAACGAGUGGCUCCCCAACCAUCCCAGACUCCCUCAUCGGGCUCUCUCCCUCGUCUCCCGGAGGCCCUCUUUCCUCGCCUUCACACGCACCACCAACAGCAACACCGUUUGGCAUGCCACUUGACACCAACGUCACACGCGAAACCGGGGAAGAGAACAUCACCCCAACACGACCGCGACAAGCCCACAUCCCAGUCUCAAGCUCUGUCAAUUUUGGUUCUCCGACAACUAUCACCCCUUCUCAUCCAAUUCCCCAACCCCAGAGUGCCAUACCAGUGGCUCCUCGAAAGGAUCCACUGGGACGCAGCCUUCCAAGCUUCGACGGGAGUCGCGACAGUCGCGGCAGCCGUUUCACAGAAAGCUUGGAUCUGUGA
Molecule: messenger RNA, 1515 nt
Organism: Penicillium manginii
Lineage: Eukaryota; Fungi; Ascomycota; Eurotiomycetes; Eurotiales; Aspergillaceae
Exons: 1
Coding region: 1-1515 (504 amino acids)
Source: RefSeq, a predicted model, not a curated record